Corylus avellana is the source of this 1093-nucleotide messenger RNA. RefSeq lists its product as uncharacterized. The record is from RefSeq and is a predicted model, not a curated record. Lineage: Eukaryota; Viridiplantae; Streptophyta; Magnoliopsida; Fagales; Betulaceae.
CAGUGAUGAGUGAUGACUGAUGAGAGAAAACGGGCCAGCCUUUGCUUUUGAGGGCUUUCCUCCCUCUUCCUGAUUGUCGCAAAGUCCUCAGCAGAAAGCAAAGUACCCAGAGACAAUAAUCUCAGAGAAAGAGAGAGGUAUGGGAAGCGCGGCAGAGCCGGCGGGAAGCUUGACGCCAAAGCUACCGCUCUUCUCAGUCCCACUGAUGCAGUCAACAGAGCCUUCUGGCAUGCUAACCCCGCCAUUCCACAGCUCAGCCGCAGUCCCAUUUCGCUGGGAAGAAGAGCCGGGGAAGCCCAGGCCCUGCACCGCUCUAGCCAACAUCAGUGACUUCGCUACAAAGUGCUUGGAACUCCCUCCUCGGCUGCUGUCGGAGACAAAACUGCCUUCCCCCACCACUGUCUUGGAGGGCCCAUAUGCGGGCACCAGGUCUAAAUUUCAGUCCUCUUCGUUUAGACUUAGCAGGGAGUGCUAUGGAUCUUUCAGUCACGAGAGAGCCCAGCUUGGGGUGCCUGCGCCUCUCAGCAAGAGGGGUUGGCUUGGCUCUUGGGGCAGGAGGGCUUUCAAAAGCAAAAAAGAGGUUGGAGGGUUUAGCCAUGUCUUCCCAUCUUCCCUGGAUAAAGAGAGUGAUUGUGGUAGUACCGCCGGAGAGAGCAACAGUAAAAAGGGGAAGAUGACAAGGAUUAGAAGGGCAGGGAGCUUACCUAAUCUCUCCCACGCCAGGUCUCAUUUCUGGGCGACUAUAUACGAGGGCUUGAAGCAGGUGGUUCCAUGGGGGAAUAAGAAGCUGAAGAAAGAUAGGGUUGUGAUAUAGACUAGCCAUUGUCCAUUGCUGCUCGCUUCUCUACGCUCUGCAAGCUUUUUUAUCUUGUUUUUUUAUUAUGGAAAGAUAUUUGGGCUCUAGCAAAUCAAUUAUGCAUUGUUGAGCUAUGAGAACUUACCAGUAUUGGUGAAUGUGGGAAGGAAGUUUGUAGUAGAUUCUUAUUUUCGUGAGAAAAAAACAAAGAAAAGAGAAGACAACAGCUCCCAAAGCACUUAAGUGCUCUUUAUUGUAUUAGUUUCCAUCUUAAUCUUAUCCUAUGAAUUUUAGUUU